AUGGUGCCCUCGAUACCAUCCAUCGUGGCCCGGCCGCUUACGCGCGGGGCAGAUGUAGUCCGCGGAGCUCUGGGCAGCUUGACUUGGGAGCCAGCCUUGGCUGUAGCCAAGCCGAUGAUACUCUCCAUCUUCUCCAAGAUCGAAGUCGGAACGUUGUUGUUGGUUGACGAGCCCGCCGGAACGAGACUGGUAUAUGGACAGAGGCUUAACUCGAAAGUCAUCGAACAAACGAAUGGUGACUACCCAAUGAGAAGGGCCGAUACGAUCCCGCGGGUCGAGGUGGUGGUCAAGAAUGAGGCCUUCUGGAUGCGACUCUUUUUGUUCGCCGACAUGGGUUUCGCAGAAUCUUACAUGCUGGGCGAAUUCGAGUGCGCCGAUCUGACCGCCUUCUUCCAUAUUUUUAUAGCGAAUAGAGAUCAGAUGAGCAAUGGGACGACACUGUUCUCCUCACUGUCGGGCGCAAUUACAAGUGUUGCGCGGACGACAAAUACACUAUCAAAUUCCCUUCUCAACAUUUCGGCGCAUUACGAUAUCAGUAAUGACAUGUUCGCGGCAUUCUUGUCAGACGACAUGACCUAUUCUUGUCCAAUCUGGAAAACCCCAACUAGUUAUAAUGAACGGGAGGAAACGCUCGAAGAAGCACAGAUAAGGAAGUUGAAUCGAUUCAUUGACGGCGCCAGGAUAAAAUCUACGGAUCACGUUUUGGAAAUCGGGACGGGCUGGGGAUCCUUCGCCAUCGAAGCCGUCAAGAGGACAGGGUGUCGAGUCACGAGUCUCACCUUGUCGAAAGAACAGAAGGUCCUGGCCGAGGAGCGCAUACGAGAAGCCAGUCUCUCGCACAGAAUAGACGUUCUGCUGAUGGACUACCGCAACCUUCCGGCAACGAACGCGCCGUACGAUAAGAUCGUCUCCAUCGAGAUGCUAGAGGCUGUGGGACAGGAAUUCCUGGCGACGUAUUUUGCGUGCGUCGAUCGGCUACUGAAGAAAAAGGGUGGGAUCGCCGUGUUCCAGUGUAUCACCAUGCCUGAGGGAAGGCACGAGGCUUACUCUAAGGGUAAAGACUUCAUUAAUAAGCACAUCUUCCCUGGCGGCUACCUGCCCUCAACCAUACAGCUACUCAACCACAUCUCGACGGAGUCCAAGGGCACGUUGAUCGUGGAGAAGGUCGAGAACAUCGGAGGGCACUACGCCAAGACACUUCGGCUGUGGAAGGACAACUUCCUGCUGAACUUCGAGUCGAAAAUCCGCCCGGCCCUCCAAUCGGAACAUCCCCAGAUGACGGAGGAAGAGAUCGAGGUGUUCGGACGGAAAUGGGAGUAUUACUUCACAUACUGCGAGGCUGGGUUCCUGACCAAGACGCUCGGCGAUGUCAUCAUCACGGUGGGUAGGGAGGGGGCCAUGGAGCUGAUGGAAGAUAUCCCUGUUUGA
This is a messenger RNA of Anthostomella pinea, 1428 nucleotides long. Lineage: Eukaryota; Fungi; Ascomycota; Sordariomycetes; Xylariales; Xylariaceae. The record is from the annotation of a GenBank genome assembly.